AAGCUCCUUGGUUCAAGCCUUGCGCCCACGGCGGCUUGGGUUUGAAUUCCAGGGAGCUCCGUUAUCGGCAAGACUCCCAGAGCCAGUGCGACGUCUUUCCGCGAUGCCCGUCCUGGAGAUAUGUAGUCGGACUAUCGAUGCGGUGCAGAUCACGUGCAUCGUGUUCUGCGCAGCCCUGUUGCUGGGACGCCCGAUCCGACAGCUUGGGAUCAGGGGUGGCCUGCGAUCCUGCAUUGGUGGUCUAGUUGCUCAUCUGCGUUCGCUAUCCAGGAGAGCGAGCAGCAUGAUUGCGUGCAGCGUCACUUGCUCUCAAGAUGCUGUUCGCAAGCAUGAGUUGAGCAUGAGGACUGACCUCGCGGGACGUUGCUGCCAUCUGGUUGCCUCUUUGUCGCUUCUGUUUCUCCCAGUGGCAUUCUUCAUAGAUGACGAUCGUGAUCACGCAACUCCGCGGCGCCUGUAUAUGUGUGUCGUAGUAUUGGUUUCGGUCGUUCUCCAUGUUUUCCCAAGCUUGAUGACACCACAGUCGCUUCAUGUUUGGUAUUCGGUGUUUGCGAUUGUUUCCGUGCUGACGAUGUCUCCGUUGUUCCAGUCCGCCGAAUCGAUUGUUCAUCUUCGACCUUAUAUCGUUUUUGAAUGCAUGAUAUCCACUGUUAUGGACAUGUGCCUCUCAGUGAACAUGACGUGGACGGCGAUUCAAUAUAUGGUCGCUGUGCUCACGGUAGUCACUAGUGAUUUCAGCAACAACCCUUGUCUGAAUUCGAACCCUACCCUGGUGACAGACGUUCUCAGAGACUGGUGUCUUGUAAAUGCAGCUUUGGUGAUGUUCAAUGCUGGUUUCUGCCAGGUUGCGCGCUUUCAGCUAGAGGGUAAGACUUCAAGAAGCGAGCUGCGGGCUGCAAAGUCGAUCUUGGCAGGCGUGUGCGAUGCUGUGGCGGAGCUCGAUGCUGACUGCGGCUUUCGCAGCCUGCGCAGGGGCUGGCAACAGUGCUAAUGCUACAUCCGUCGCGAACGCUGGCCGGAGAGAAGCUAACAUCGCUCAUUCCUUCAGAGGCAGAUCGCAAGAAAUUGGUCCGAGAGGUAACCUCCAGUACCAACGGCGACGGCUUCUGCAAGGCUUUUCACGUGAGCAUGCGGGACAGCAGGGGCAUCGCAGUACCGAUGGAGGUAUUUUGUGUUCGCGUCCACAGUUGCGAUAACAAGGAGUACCUCCUCGGCUUUCGGGAGUUUGCGGACACAGCGUCGGCCAUGCCUCAGCCAAUUCUGCGUGCGUUGAAGAGUGAUGUUCAGGGUCGCCGUUCGUCCGUAACGGAAAAGUCCAGCACUUGCACCUAUGAGCGCGAGACCUCCCAGGGGUCAACUUUACCUCAUGUUGCUGUUUGUGUUUGGUUCGACGCCCUGUCGCCUGAGCUCACCAUGCUGUGCUGCAGCAGCGCCUUCGAGGCCUUCGUCGGCUGCCCUUGGGAACAGAUAUGCGGGCUGGAGCAGAGUCUCCUGCGGUGUGCCCGGCCGGAUCAGCGAGACGAUUUCCGAUAUUGGAUUAGCUACUGCGUCAGCCAGUUCGACGAGAAUGCCGAUGAGUCUAGCCAGCUGCCGCUCUCCGUAAACAGGACAUGCUUCCGCUUCAGCAAGCACCACCACCUCUUCCGCCUCGCUAUUCAGAACCGUGUGACGCUGGUUUUGACGCCGCAAGAUGGCGAGCAUUGGCCCGUGGGGGCAGGCCAGCCUUCGCGGGUAGCAAAGCUCGUGCUUGACCGGCCGAAGUGGAUCCAGGACGGACGUUGCUGGGGAGGGCCCGUUGCCUCUUCGCUGUCCGGCGGCACCGCAGUGCCGCCAGGCGGCCCCGGCCCCGAAGCCCAGGCAGCUCCCGCGCCGCCGGGCGCACCCAUGCCUGGGCCCGACGCCGCCUCGGACUGCAGCGCCUUCGACAGCGGGGUGGGCACCCUCGGCGAACACCAGGCCUGCCGCGGGGGCGCAGUGCGCGGUGGUCGCCAUGAAGAAAGGGGUGGGCAGAACGGCGGUUGCGGCCGUGGCAGCGGAGGCAGAGAGGGCGGUGGCCGAGAUGGUUGCGCCAGCCUGUCGUUGUGAGUCCGCUCGGCGCAUCUCCCCGCUCCCUUGCCCCCCCGCUUCGUCCCCUAGUCGGCGGCUGCCAUCGCUAAUACCAUCAUUUCGUGUGCAUGAGAUUUGAUGCGAAGGGCAAGUCAGGCGCCCUGGGCUGGACACGCGAGUCAAUGCACUCGUGGCCAUUUUGGCUCAGCUGGAGUGCGCGCUGCGCCAACCGCCCACCCGCCCUGCAUCGUCACUCUGGGCGCUGGGUAGGGGUCUCCGUCGCGCGACCGGAGCGCCCCGCUCUUGGCACGCCAGUCGCGAUUCAAGGCUACGUCAGCUACUUCGACUAAUAUGAAAGAUGCUCCAGCAGUUGCCCAAGACGGCCAUUUUGGCCCGUCACACUCUCCCUUCCUUCCCCGUCUCCUCC
Prorocentrum cordatum is the source of this 2473-nucleotide messenger RNA. The record is from the annotation of a GenBank genome assembly. NCBI's taxonomy places the organism in Eukaryota, Dinophyceae, Prorocentrales, Prorocentraceae.